AUGGAAUCUAAAAAGAAAGAAAAAUUAUUUGGUCACAAGAAAGUGCUACAGUCAUCUAAAUCAAACAGAGACGCAGUACCGUCCACAUCUAAAGAUGCAACACACGCGGUGGUUGUGAAUAAGGAACAUUCAAGGCAGUCGGAACCCUGUUAUAGAAAAUUCUUCAAAGGCCUUUACAACAAACAGGAAGGUACAGUGUGCGGAAGGACGUGCAAAAGCUGGAUAUACAUUGUGGCGUAUUCCGUUAUGUACAUUUUAUUCCUGAGUACUUACACAAUGGCGAUUUUAUACGCUACCCUCUCAGUGAUUAAAAUGAAUGGGGACUAUCAUGCCAUUGAAAAGACUGAACUUUUAACGUAUGCCGAUCAUGGAAUCGGGUUGUCUGCAACGCCAACGAGCGUGAGCAACUUACCGUUGAUUUGGUAUAAGAGCGGUGAUAAAAAUGACUAUCAGAAAUACAUUAAGGCCAUUGAUGAACUGCUUAUGGACAAGAAGAACUUAUCAAGUGUAGAAAAAUCCCAUUUAGGUCCUUGCGGCAGGCAACCUUAUGGUUACGGAGAUGAGCCUUGCAUUAUAAUAAGAGUGAACAAACAGCUUGGAUGGACAGUGAAGCCUGUAGAUACGAACUCGACGAACAUCCGAGAAGUUCCCGUACAGCUGAAACAGGUGUUGGAAUCAGAGAAAGGCAAACUGAUGAUGAACUGCGAUGGCUACCAUCAAUACGAUAAAGAACAUAUUGGGAAAAUCUCUUACUUCCCGGAUCCACCGGGUAUCGAUGCGGCAAUAUUUCCCCUGAACAUGGAAGACAGAUCUCCAUUACUUGCAAUGCAGAUCUCUGAUUUCACUCUUGGUAUAUCCAUAGCGGUUGAAUGCAAGCUAUGGUACGACGGUGGCACAUCAUCAGUAAAUUUUAUGCUCUACAUCACUCCAUCA
This is a messenger RNA of Iphiclides podalirius (scarce swallowtail), 933 nucleotides long. NCBI's taxonomy places the organism in Eukaryota, Metazoa, Arthropoda, Insecta, Lepidoptera, Papilionidae. The record is from the annotation of a GenBank genome assembly.